UUGAACGGCCACUAAGUACUGAACAGGGGCCUAAGUAACCUUUAUCUUCUGUUUUCAAACCUAAAUGUAAACACAAUGAAAACAGAUCGUAGUUUUUAUGUUUCUGGUACAAAUUUGUUGGUGUCCUUAGUAUGUUUGAUUGGUUUAUUGCAUGUUGAGUACAAACUGUACAUCAAUGAAUACAUGUGUACUAAACGUGUCCAAACAGCUCGUGACGACAUCGAAACUAAAACGAGAGCAAACAACAAGUACCAAGACAAUAGUCCAAGAGAAGAUGGUCUACCAAGAUAUCGACGAAAUAGCCACCAAAACACCACUUCCAUUGACAGCUUACGACAAAAGAUUCGACAGGAAAUUCAUGCCAUCUUAAAGAAAGAGGUUUGUGCCAAAAACUCAAAAGCUUGUCUUCAGGGACCCAAAGGAAGCAGAGGACGACGGGGCCGACAAGGACCAAUGGGAAGACAAGGAACUAAAGGACUCCGCGGGCCACCAGGUCCGAUGGGAAGACGUGGACCAAGAGGACUUCCUGGACCCCCAGGCAUACAUGGACCUAGGGGACCAAGAGGAGAUGACGGAGGGCUAACCUUGCAAGCCCCUACCAUAUCUGUACCCCCAAAGGACCUUAUUUUGAAUGAGAGUGACACUACAAUAAUGAAAUGUCUUGUGAAAGGCCAUCCAACACCUAAAAUCACGUGGUCAAAGGAUACCUCUCAAUUAGCUUUGAGACGUCACGUGAUUGAUUCCAAUGGUCUGCUGUCAAUCAACAAACUGAGGUUAAAUGACGCAGGGAGGUACACAUGUACAGCUAAAAGUGUUUUGGGUGUGGCAAGGGCGUCGGCUGAUCUCAUAGUACAGGGGCCUCCACGAUUCUCCGUCAAACAGGAAACAACUUUUGCUGAAGAAAAGAGAUCCGCCAUCUUAAAAUGUGAUGUUUCGGGUGUUCCACGCCCUACUAUUUCAUGGACCAAGCUGUUCGGGACACUUCCUGGUGGGCGGUCCACAGUACUUUCCACUGGACAUUUGAGAAUCAGUAAUAUCAUGAAAACAGAUGAUGGUAUUUACACUUGCAAAGCGAAGAAUAUAUUUGGAAGUGAGUCACUUCUUGUUCAGCUGAAAACCCAACCAGCCCUCGUAUUUACUGUACGACCACCAACUCAGUGUGAACAUAUCUUAGGUGAUCAUGUGAUUCUUGAUUGUCAAGCACCUGCUGCCGUAGAAAUAACAUGGAUGAAAGACAACCAAUCCUUAAAGGGAUCUAUCCAUUCUAACGGCAGCCUCAUUAUUCCUGGAAUUUCCAUGAAAGACGCUGGGAAUUAUGUUUGCAUUGCUAGAAACUUCCAUCGAUCUAUCAAAUCAGCAACAAAGGUAGAGGUCAAUCGACAUUUCAAGUCCUGCAGUCAGAUGAAAAAGAAAUCGAAAAAAACACCAUCUGGUGACUACGUCAUUGACCCUGAUGGCCAAUCAGAGCAGAAGCCAUUCUCUGUGUAUUGUGACAUGUCUGACAAGGGAGGCGUAGGGGUGACUUUUGUCGGCCAUGAUAGUGAGAUCAGGACUCUUGUUGACAACUGUCCAGAUAGAGCAGGAUCUUGUGCAAUUAAUGUUUUCUACGAUGGAGUAUCGAUGGCACAAUUGGCGAAACUGACACAAAUAUCCGCCCACUGUGAGCAGUUUAUCAAAUUUGAAUGCAAAAAUGACGUCCAGUUUAUUGGAGAAAGUUACGCUUGGUGGGUGUCACGUGAUGGUAUACGUCAGGAGUACUGGGGCGGGGCGACACCAGGAAGUGGUAAAUGUGCCUGUGGUAUGACCAACACUUGCGAAAAUUCAAAAGGAUGUAAUUGUAACAAUGUUGGAAGUUCAGGUAAAUGGUUUUCUGACAGCGGUCUGCUGACUGACAAGUCCACUCUACCCGUGGCUCAGAUGAGGUUUGGCGACACUGAUGAUAGCCGUGAACAAGGUUACCACACCCUGGGAAAACUCAAGUGCUAUGGUCAGACGUUACUGAACAGGGGCCUAAGUAACCUUUAUCUUCUGUUUUCAAACCUAAAUGUAAACACAAUGAAAACAGAUCGUAGUUUUUAUGUUUCUGGUACAAAUUUGUUGGUGUCCUUAGUAUGUUUGAUUGGUUUAUUGCAUGUUGAGUACAAACUGUACAUCAAUGAAUACAUGUGUACUAAACGUGUCCAAACAGCUCGUGACGACAUCGAAACUAAAACGAGAGCAAACAACAAGUACCAAGACAAUAGUCCAAGAGAAGAUGGUCUACCAAGAUAUCGACGAAAUAGCCACCAAAACACCACUUCCAUUGACAGCUUACGACAAAAGAUUCGACAGGAAAUUCAUGCCAUCUUAAAGAAAGAGGUUUGUGCCAAAAACUCAAAAGCUUGUCUUCAGGGACCCAAAGGAAGCAGAGGACGACGGGGCCGACAAGGACCAAUGGGAAGACAAGGAACUAAAGGACUCCGCGGGCCACCAGGUCCGAUGGGAAGACGUGGACCAAGAGGACUUCCUGGACCCCCAGGCAUACAUGGACCUAGGGGACCAAGAGGAGAUGACGGAGGGCUAACCUUGCAAGCCCCUACCAUAUCUGUACCCCCAAAGGACCUUAUUUUGAAUGAGAGUGACACUACAAUAAUGAAAUGUCUUGUGAAAGGCCAUCCAACACCUAAAAUCACGUGGUCAAAGGAUACCUCUCAAUUAGCUUUGAGACGUCACGUGAUUGAUUCCAAUGGUCUGCUGUCAAUCAACAAACUGAGGUUAAAUGACGCAGGGAGGUACACAUGUACAGCUAAAAGUGUUUUGGGUGUGGCAAGGGCGUCGGCUGAUCUCAUAGUACAGGGGCCUCCACGAUUCUCCGUCAAACAGGAAACAACUUUUGCUGAAGAAAAGAGAUCCGCCAUCUUAAAAUGUGAUGUUUCGGGUGUUCCACGCCCUACUAUUUCAUGGACCAAGCUGUUCGGGACACUUCCUGGUGGGCGGUCCACAGUACUUUCCACUGGACAUUUGAGAAUCAGUAAUAUCAUGAAAACAGAUGAUGGUAUUUACACUUGCAAAGCGAAGAAUAUAUUUGGAAGUGAGUCACUUCUUGUUCAGCUGAAAACCCAACCAGCCCUCGUAUUUACUGUACGACCACCAACUCAGUGUGAACAUAUCUUAGGUGAUCAUGUGAUUCUUGAUUGUCAAGCACCUGCUGCCGUAGAAAUAACAUGGAUGAAAGACAACCAAUCCUUAAAGGGAUCUAUCCAUUCUAACGGCAGCCUCAUUAUUCCUGGAAUUUCCAUGAAAGACGCUGGGAAUUAUGUUUGCAUUGCUAGAAACUUCCAUCGAUCUAUCAAAUCAGCAACAAAGGUAGAGGUCAAUCGACAUUUCAAGUCCUGCAGUCAGAUGAAAAAGAAAUCGAAAAAAACACCAUCUGGUGACUACGUCAUUGACCCUGAUGGCCAAUCAGAGCAGAAGCCAUUCUCUGUGUAUUGUGACAUGUCUGACAAGGGAGGCGUAGGGGUGACUUUUGUCGGCCAUGAUAGUGAGAUCAGGACUCUUGUUGACAACUGUCCAGAUAGAGCAGGAUCUUGUGCAAUUAAUGUUUUCUACGAUGGAGUAUCGAUGGCACAAUUGGCGAAACUGACACAAAUAUCCGCCCACUGUGAGCAGUUUAUCAAAUUUGAAUGCAAAAAUGACGUCCAGUUUAUUGGAGAAAGUUACGCUUGGUGGGUGUCACGUGAUGGUAUACGUCAGGAGUACUGGGGCGGGGCGACACCAGGAAGUGGUAAAUGUGCCUGUGGUAUGACCAACACUUGCGAAAAUUCAAAAGGAUGUAAUUGUAACAAUGUUGGAAGUUCAGGUAAAUGGUUUUCUGACAGCGGUCUGCUGACUGACAAGUCCACUCUACCCGUGGCUCAGAUGAGGUUUGGCGACACUGAUGAUAGCCGUGAACAAGGUUACCACACCCUGGGAAAACUCAAGUGCUAUGGUCAGACGUAAACGCUGUGACUAGGUUUAAGUUAUCAAACCAGUCUAUGCAAGGUUUUGUGAAACCUUUUAGAUCAAUCUCCUUAUCAUAAAAGCCACUCGGCAACCGUAGAAUAACGCCACAAUUCGCCAUUGAAUUGUUUUAAGAGAAAAAUUUUAUUUACAUUUCCUGCAAUGCUUAUUGUUAGUUUAAUUAAAAAAAAUUAUCUUACUUUAAUUUAUCAUAUACGAUUGAUAUUGCCAACCUAUUUCUGUCWAUCAAGUKUAAUAUUAUAACAUUUGAUAAUAGCUGACAACAAUGCGUGAAUGGUUAACGAUCACGUGCCUGUCACGUGCUAGUUGAUAACAAUUGUAGUGGUUUGUUUGCUAAAUAGAUCAAGGGUUACGUUGCUAAGGAAAGCAGGGAUUGAGUUCAUUCUUCUCAGAUAUGUCUCAAUGUGUUCUCUGACUUGCGAUGAAAAAUCUGUUUCUAAAAGCAUCAUUUCUCCUUUGUUGCUACUCUGAAAAUAAAAAUUAUAAAUAC
Messenger RNA from Exaiptasia diaphana, 4489 nucleotides. RefSeq lists its product as uncharacterized. The transcript has 6 exons. Gene Ontology annotation, biological process: axon guidance; homophilic cell-cell adhesion; dendrite self-avoidance. The record is from RefSeq and is a predicted model, not a curated record. NCBI's taxonomy places the organism in Eukaryota, Metazoa, Cnidaria, Anthozoa, Actiniaria, Aiptasiidae. Gene Ontology annotation, molecular function: cell-cell adhesion mediator activity. Gene Ontology annotation, cellular component: axon; plasma membrane. The coding region runs from base 76 to 3978 and encodes 1300 amino acids.